UUCAUUUAUUCCCCGUUUCGGCUCCCCUCGCAUGGCAGUCUCGAUCGUUUGAUGUGCCAGAGAGUCCGUCGAUCGGAUGAGGGGAAGACCCAAGUCAAAAACUUCAACAUCCAGCGCUCCACUACCGAACGUAAACUGAGAACUCGGCUUCAGUGCGUAUUUAGACCUAAUCAUUUCUGCAGCUUAGUCAUUCAAUGUCGUAACGCAGCAGGCGUGGAGAAGAAAAUAACUUCCCGGAAUGUUGUAGGAUUCUGGGACGCUACAAAGCAGAGCGAGCGAUGCCAUAUCCAGCCAUUUGGUGGGUUGCUUAAGUGUGGAAAAUCCUUUAAAAUAUAGCAUCUGUUCAAAAGGAAAGAAGUUCAUUUUUGGUCAUUUUAAGAAGCCAAUCGACCCUAAAACCUUAAUCACUGAAGAACGUCAUUUAUCUGGAUCCGUACAGCUUUUAAACAUUCUUUAUUUCAAAGUCAGACCUGUUGAUGGGGUUGGAGACGUCGUUAGUACUUUUUGUGAAUAGGGAGUAAUUAUCCUACCUGUGUUUUAUUUACGUCAUGACUUCUGGUUAUAUGCAUGUGAUGGACAGAUCUAACCGCCUGGAGAGCCCAAUUACUGCCAAUCUGGAAAAUCUACAAGCUAAAAAGAACUUCUCAGUAAGCCAUCUGUUGGACCUGGAGGAGGCAGGGGAGAUGGUAGGGACACCGAGCGACGAGACCACCGGAGAAGCGGCAAGGAGUAUGCUGGAAUCGCCGGGUCUAACCAGCGGCAGUGAUACCACGCAGCAGGACAAUGAGCAGCUGAACACAGAGGAGAAGAAGAAGCGCAAGCAGAGGCGGAAUCGCACCACCUUCAACAGCAGCCAGCUGCAGGCGCUGGAACGCGUGUUCGAGAGGACGCACUACCCCGACGCCUUCGUGCGGGAGGACCUGGCGCGCAGGGUCAACCUAACUGAGGCGCGAGUGCAGGUCUGGUUUCAGAACAGACGGGCCAAGUUUCGCAGGAACGAGCGGGCCAUGCUCGCUAGCAAGAAUGCCUCGCUUCUCAAGUCCUACCCGGGGGACGUGACCGCGGUGGAGCAGCCCAUCGUACCCCGGCCUGCCCCCCGACCCAACGACUAUCUAUCCUGGGGCGCUUCCGCUCCCUACAGCGCCAUGGCUACCUAUCCACCAACCUGCGCCAACACUAAUACCGCCCAGGGAAUGAAUAUGGCCAAUAGCAUCGCCAACCUCCGUCUCAAGGCCAAGGAGUACAGCUUGAACCAGGUGCCUACCGUCAACUGAGGGCAAGGAGGUGGCUUCAUGGGCAGGGGAUGCUGGGAAUCGCGGUCCUCCAUGAAUAGAGGCAUCCUGAUUGGUGCACCAGCCCUUCGUCUCAAUCCACACAGGAGCCCCUCCUCCUGCCGACACGCCAUCUUUUUUUAAUGAAUGUAUUUUUAAUAGCUUUUUUUUUGUCUUGCAUCUAUUGUAAAGGAAGGGGGAUGGGAAAAACAAAAAAACAAAAACUAAGCGAGACUCUGAAACUUGAAACAUUUCGGAAAUUGUUCCUUGCGAGGAUCUCCGACACGAUGUGCUUUUGAAGUUCCCUGUGACACCCAUCUGGACGUGGUUAUUAAAGUGAAUUUAAUCUGAUUUUAGGGCAAAAAAAGACAAAAAAUGUGGAAAAAAUGGGUCUUACUGCUUCACACUUCUGAGUGUUCAUGAGACUGCUGGGGUUUUUUUGUCCAAGGCCCCCAUCUGAGGUGACAUCUGGACACCAUGGAUAAGACUCUGAAGCUUUGUCCCACCAGCAGACAUCAGUUUAUCAUCGAUUUGCGCUGAACUGGAAUAAGAUCGGACCGACCAACGAAAACCCUUUUGGAGUUUUAUCGAUGCAAUGCUUUUCCGUGAAUGUAGCUGGGAAAGUGUUUAUGUUUUAUUUGCGUCCUUUUUUUAUGUCAUCUUCCAUUUUAUAUCACUCCCAUGCAAAAGCAACCGAUGUAUUUUCAGUUUCGUUUAUCGUACAGGCAAACCAGUGUAACCCAUUUUGUACAAAAAAGGGAAACUUUUCCGAACCCCAAACAUGGUAUUUCUUUUACUGUGUAUAUACCUUGAUUAUAUCUUUAUUUGUAACAAAAAUCCUAUAUAAUAAAAAUACAGUUGCAGAAAUACAAUGGAGUAACUUACAGAGGCGGAAUGCAUGAUUCUGCAGUUCUAUAAGACUAGUAAACGAUGCAACGUAUCACUUUCUUGUAGCUUGAAUGCUCUCGCCUAACUUUCCGUGUGAAUUUUCAGCAGUUAAUCUCGUUAAAAAUGCAACGUAACUUUCCUGGGCUGUUGCUGGCGACAGCAAUGCAGUAUUGAGGAAAAUCAGACAACUUGAGCUUUUUUAUAAUCUCUGCUUAAUACUAUUUCAGUGCAGAAACAGGGUCAUGCAGAAUAAAUAUCUAAGCAAGUGUGCUUUUGUGGAAGGCUUUGAUUGUGGUGUCUGGAUUUCCUCAAGACGUUACUUGAUGGCAUUUUAUUGUGUAAAUGUUGACAUACGCACUCUUAUCUCGGUAAAGCACUAGCCCUUUGCUUAAUUUUAAUCCCAGUGAGUCAUUUAUCAUAUUUCCCUUUAAUGUCUUUAACAGACGCUAAAGCCACACUGUCUGUCAUAACCGGUCAACCUGAAACAAGAAAUAUACACAAAAUACUGUUUCCCGCAAAGCCUGAGAGAUUAGCAUAGGGUGCUUGACAUCUGUUGGACCUCAUUGGCCACCGUACCAUGUGACCACCGUCAGUAUGUAACCGCUCCAAAACAACUUUGCAUAGUCUACAUAGAGUAAACUGUCAUAACUUGUGCAGACGGUCACGUCCACAAUCAGAUGAACUUUGUUGAUGUUUAUUUUGGAAACAAAUGGGGAGGUGCGGGGGGGUCUGUCUUCCUACCAUAUCAGCACUGCAAAUAAACAAUGCCCCCUGUUUAUUUGUCAAGCAUAGCUUACCUGUUUUGAUUAUGCUGGCACACAUUGGCUUUGCGGUUUUAAGAGCUGUGCUAGCUUGUAGCAUGUGCCAUGCAGCCUGCUGAUUGGGUGGGAAACCCUAACCCUCCAGCAGCCGAGCUGAUUGGCUCCCCCCUGCAAAUCAGCCGGCAGCUGAGGUGCUGCAUUGCGUGCAAAGGGGUUGAAGUCCACCCAACCCCCCGCCCCCUGCAUCCCAAGGGCUCCCUCUAUUGGACGCCUCCCCCCCCCCACGCCUCCACCGCACCUACACCCAUGGGGACCCAGCUGUCCGGGAGUGAUGUCCCUGAGAGACCCGGGGUACAGAGCACCGGCGCCUCCCUUCUGGCCUCUCGCGGUGUUUAUCCCCCCCCAGUCUUCGGCAGAAUGACUCCAGCUGCUUGGCAGAGGCCCCUCCCUGGACCCCGGUCAGACGUACGGCAUGAAUAUUUUGUCCGCAAUGAACUGUCCACAUGGAGGCGCUCUGCUUUCUAAUUAUAUGCAAAUUGCCUCCCUGUGAGAGACUUUUCCCCUUCGCUCAGCCGAGGCUAUUUAAGUCAAAGAUCGAUACUGUAGACUGACUUAAGCGAGAAAGAGCAAAGAAAAAAAAGCUGGACCUUCUCCAGCGUUACAAUAAAAUGUUAGAAGAGACUGCGCUGCCCCAUGCCAAGAACCAUUUGUACCUCAUGAGCAAACGUAAAGGCUAUUUUAAAAUUCUAGUCAGAAUUCAAGUUAUGAUAUAGUUUAUGGCCCAGCAAAGAAAGAUGUCAACUUCACUUAAACUUAAAAACGGCCCUUUAUGUCAGACUUUCCCAAAAGUCGAGAUUUUCCCAAAGGCAAGAUGCACAAAGGGACUGUAAAAUAUUCAUUUUGGCAACAAAUCAUUUCCUUUAGUGGUUAUAUGUUUUUAUUCUUUAACUGCUUAUUUUCAACCCAAGAGCUCUAGAGUUUUCUUGAAUUUUAAUAUACAGUUAUUACACAAGUCGACGUUUUCCCUGAUUACUAGUUACGAAAGUACGUGUGUGGGCAGAUACUGUAAGAUAUAUCCCAUGUGUGCCUUACAUUGCAAAUCAAACUCAUUCAUUGAUUCAAGUGACACUUAUUCAAAUAAAACUGACAAAUAUUUAA
Molecule: messenger RNA, 4078 nt
Organism: Paramormyrops kingsleyae
Lineage: Eukaryota; Metazoa; Chordata; Actinopteri; Osteoglossiformes; Mormyridae
Product: paired mesoderm homeobox protein 1
Biological process (GO): regulation of transcription by RNA polymerase II
Cellular component (GO): nucleus
Molecular function (GO): RNA polymerase II cis-regulatory region sequence-specific DNA binding; DNA-binding transcription factor activity, RNA polymerase II-specific
Source: RefSeq, a predicted model, not a curated record